Molecule: messenger RNA, 951 nt
Organism: Heterocephalus glaber (naked mole-rat)
Lineage: Eukaryota; Metazoa; Chordata; Mammalia; Rodentia; Bathyergidae
Product: olfactory receptor 2G3-like
Biological process (GO): G protein-coupled receptor signaling pathway
Cellular component (GO): membrane
Molecular function (GO): G protein-coupled receptor activity; olfactory receptor activity
Source: RefSeq, a predicted model, not a curated record
AAUUGUGACUUUUCACGUACUUUUGUCUUGCUGGGAUUCUCAGAAUUUCUGUGGCUGGAGAGGCUUCUCUUCGCAGUGGUCCUGGUCUCCUACAUCCUCACCCUUGUGGGGAACAGCUCCAUCAUGCUCCUCUCCCUGGUGGACCCCAGACUCCAGACAUCCAUGUACUUCUUCCUUGACAACCUCUCUCUGCUGGACCUUGGUAUCACCUGCACCAUUGUGCUCCAGCUUCUGACCAACCUGUGGGGACCAGACAAGACAAUUACUGCAUGGGGCUGCAUCACACAGCUCUAUGUUUACACAUGGGUGGGCACCACAGAAUGUGCCCUUCUGGCCAUGAUGACCAUUGAUCCUUAUGUGGCCAUCUGCCAGCCACUCCAGUACAUUCUCAUCAUGCGCACCUCAGUGUGCAUGCAGAUGGCAGCUGCAUGCUGGUCCAGUGGCCUGGCCAAUGCUCUGCUCCAAGCCACACUCACUGUCCAGCUCCCACUCUGUAGGCACCACACCCUGGACCACUUCUUCUGUGAGAUACCUAUGCUCAUCAAGCUGGCCUGUGGGGACACCUCUGCUAAUGACCUGGCCCUGGCUAUAGGAGCCAUCCUUUUUGCACUACUGUCUCCCAUACUAGUACUCAUCUCCUACACCCUCAUUGCCAGGGCUGUACUUAAAUUACCUUCAGCUGAAGGAAGGCACAAGGCCCUCAGCACCUGCAGUUCCCACUUGCUGGCGGUCACUAUGUACGUUGCCCCUGCCAUGUACAUGUACCUCCAGUCCCCUGCUCACAGCACCCAGGCCAAGUUCUUGUCUUUCUUCUACUGUGUUAUGACCCCAGUGCUAAACCCAUUCAUCUACACCCUGAGAAACAAGGAUGUGAAGAGAGCAUGGAAGAGGAUCCUGCAAUCCCAGGGUGGGGUGCAGUCUUUAAAAGCUAGAUGCAAGAUACAAAAUUAA